GAACUCGGCUCCCACUCGGCCGAGUCGACCGAGUGACUCUAUGCCUUUCUCCUCCGACCGUCUCUCUCUGUCUUCAGAUGCAUAUGUAAAACCCCAUCUUCCAUUUUUGAUCUCUUCUUCUUCCUCCUCACUACGCCCUCGCCGCCGCACAACCCUAAGCUCCUCGGCUUGUCACAGAAGCCUAAUCUCCGUUCCGCCUGAAACCUAAGGUCCGCCCCCUCCGGUGCCGCCCGAUGGUCCGCGCGUACACACAGGAUCAUGUGUACCACCACCCGUGGGACCGCGUGACGACGGCCGCCUGGCGCAAAUUCACGGAUCCGGACACCCCGGCCCUCCUCUCCCACAUCGUCGACGUCCACACCCUCCACCGCCGCCUCGACCCCGCCUCCGGCCGCCUCCACGCCGUCCGCUCCAUCACCGUCCGGUCGCCACCCCUCCCCUUCAUCCUCCGCCGGAUCCUCGGCCAGGAUGCCGUCGUCUGUCACUGCGUGGAGUCCACGGUGGUCGACGCGCGCGGGCGGUCCAUGGAGAUCGUGGUCCGCAACGCCAGCCUCCGUGGCCUGCUCGAGGUGGAGGAGCGGUCCACCUACCGGCCCCACCCGGACCUGCCGGAGGGGUGGACCGCCUUCCGGCAGCAGACCAGCAUUCGGUGCAAGCCGCUCUCGGCGCUUGCGGCCGUCGCCGAGAAGGUGGAGCAGCGGUGCGCCGAGAGGUUCCAGCAGAACAGCGUCAAGGGGAGGGAGGUCGUCGAGAGGAUCUGCAAGUAUCUGGAGGCCGAGGCCUCCGCGGCCAUUUCUUGCUGAUGCCAUGCAAUCUGUGAAGGGCCAAACACAAGAGACAAAGGUAAGGGUGUUGUUCCCCUCUUGCGAUCCAUUUGAAAUCCAUAGAAUAAGGUUAUGAUGUUGUCGUUGAUGGUCCUUUAUUGGAUAAUGUACUCAGAAAUGCUUCAGAAAUUGCUGUCAGCUAUUCCUUGUUGUUGUUGCCUAA
Musa acuminata AAA Group (dessert banana) is the source of this 987-nucleotide messenger RNA. RefSeq lists its product as uncharacterized. The record is from RefSeq and is a predicted model, not a curated record. Gene Ontology annotation, biological process: phospholipid transport. NCBI's taxonomy places the organism in Eukaryota, Viridiplantae, Streptophyta, Magnoliopsida, Zingiberales, Musaceae. Bases 234 to 803 code for a protein of 189 amino acids. Gene Ontology annotation, cellular component: mitochondrial intermembrane space. The transcript has a single exon. Gene Ontology annotation, molecular function: phosphatidic acid transfer activity.